This is a messenger RNA of Cladophialophora yegresii CBS 114405, 819 nucleotides long. RefSeq lists its product as uncharacterized. The coding region runs from base 1 to 819 and encodes 272 amino acids. Lineage: Eukaryota; Fungi; Ascomycota; Eurotiomycetes; Chaetothyriales; Herpotrichiellaceae. The transcript has a single exon. The record is from RefSeq and is a predicted model, not a curated record. Gene Ontology annotation, molecular function: oxidoreductase activity.
AUGACUUCUUCAAAUCCAUCCUCUCUUGCGGGCAAAACAGCCCUCAUCACCGGCGGUAGUCGAGGCAUCGGCGCCGCCAUCGCCUUCCAGUUUGCGAAAAAGGGCAUCACAGGCAUCGCGGUGACAUACGCCAACAGUCCCGAAGCCGCCGAAGAAGUGCUUGCCACCUGUCGCGAGCUAGGCGUGCGAAAGACCGUGGCAGUGCACGCGGACCUCCUGGACGCUGAAAUCGGCCCCAACGUGAUCCCGAAGGUGCUCGCCGGCCUGGAGACCAAGACGCUGGAUAUCGUCGUGAACAAUGCGAUUGUUGUCGACUUCGCCCUGAUGCAGCCCUUUGAAGGCAUCACGCUCGACGCGUUCUCGAAAGCCAUACAGGGCUCUGUCUUUGGCCUCAUCAGUAUCGUCCAGGCUGCCCUGCCCCAUCUGCCUGCACGGGGCGGCCGAGUCAUCAAUAUAUCCAGCAUUCGGUCCAAAACAGCCAAUACCGAUCCCAUGAUGAUCUAUGGCGCCUCCAAGGCAGCGGUGGACAGCAUCACGAGGUCCCUCGCUCUGACGUACGGAAUCAAGACCGGGGCCACAUUCAACUCGGUCAGCGUCGGAGGAACACUGACCGAUGCGUUGAAGAACGUUAUCCAGCAGGUUGGCCCGGCUUUGGAGCAACAGAUCGUUGCCGAUUUUACGACUGAGAAGCGCAUGGGGUUGCCGGAGGAUAUUGCUUUCGUGGUUGGAUUCCUCGCUAGUGAGGAAGCCCGUUGGAUCAACGGGAGUUGUGUAGCGGCGAACGGUGGUAACAGGGAUUUGCUUGCGCUCCAGGGAUGA